GAUACUUUAAACUGCCAAAUACCACCCAUCACUACAUCUCUCUCUCAUCGUUCUACGCAUCUUCUACAUACUCUUCCCCUCCCUCUCUAGUUCUUUACUACACUCCGCUACUCCACCCUCUGUCUGUGUCUACAAACUUCAACUACCAUCAUUUCACAUACUCCUAUUCAUUUAUCAUGGAUACGGAAGCCAAUGCUGAAAUUUUGAAAGACCCUAAAAUAGAAACCAUCCUACACAGUGAACUCGGCCUCUCAAUCCUCAAUGACCGCAUAAAGUCCCAUUUAAACAUUUCUAAAGAACUGGCCAAUUUUCUAAAAAAGAGAUCAGUUCUUGAAGAACAAUCCGCAAAGGAUCUUCAAAAAAUCGCUAAGUCGUUUCUUGAAACUUUUCAAGACAAAAACCCUCCAUCAACUUCUUUUCCGGCUGCUCUUAUAAAAUCUCUUCAGAUUCACGAACAACUAGCCUCCAACUCCUUCACUCAGCAAAAAGCUCUUUCAACAUGUUCGGAUGAGGUACUGGACUUUUACAAAAAUUGUGAUCGUAAACGAAAAUCAAUUAAAGAAUAUGCCAAACGACAAGAAAAUACGUACUUAGAAGCUGUUAUUCAAAUGGACAAAUCGAAGGCCCGUUUCAAAAGCGCUGAACACGACUAUAAUCAUACACUUGACCAAAAGAACGCCAGCGACAAUCAAAAGAAAGUUGGUUUCUUCAAACCCAAAUCGAAUGCACAACUAUCGAAACUUGAAGAAGAGGCUCGAUCAAAGGCUGAAUCUGCAGAGUCAGACAUGAAGUCAAAAAUUCAAAAUGCUCAAACUGCUCAACAAGAGCUCCUGCUUAUCCACCGUCCCAAUUAUAUAAAACAGUUUUUCAGUUUGCAACGAGAAAUAGAGGCUGCUUUAAACUGUAAUUACCUUCGUUAUUCAAAAUUAUGCGAAACUCACACUGUGAUGAACGGUCUCUUAAUUCGUCCGCAAACACCAUCCACGAAAAGCUCUGGCUUUGAAAACGCCCUUGACAACUUCAACUCGAAUGCUGACUUCCGCCAAUACGUCCUUGAUACUGCUGUUCGCCGAAAGAAUAACCAAAACCCUUCAGACGCAUCAAAAACGAAAAUCGUCCAACCGCCAAGCUCUUAUGGUCCCGCUAACCAAUCCUCUACACCACCCUCUAUUAACAUUUCUAUUCCCUCUAAUCCGACCCACAUUUCCUCCCAAUCCACUUCCAACUUUAAUCGUCCGAUGACUUCUCACCAUCUUCAAUCCGCUAACCGCCCAAAAUCGGAUAAACAAGAAACACUACCAUCCACUGCGAACGCACUGAAACCAUCUACACCUAUUUCUCCGAUCUCUUCAAAAACCUCCCCCUCACCCACGAAAUCAGAAACCCACCAUACCAACGUUGAUCAACAAAGUGCUACGGUUCACGAAUCCUCGAAUACCAACGUUACUCAAUUACCGCCCUUAACUAAGUCACCAUCACAGACUUCUGCUUCAACGAAACCUCCUUCUCCUGAUAUCCUUUCGUCUCAUCAUGCUAAUGCUACUCAAAAGGACUCACCUCCUAAAAUACUGGACACAUCCAUUCUCUUUGGUGCUCAUCUUGAAGCCAUUCUUCUACGCGAACAUUCCAAUGUCCCUAACAUUGUUGUUCAAUGUACCUCUCAAAUCGAAACUUUCGGUCUUAAUCUCCAAGGUAUCUACCGCAUUCCCAGUUCGGCUGCAAAGGUUUCAGCCCUUCGUCAUCAGUUCACAGUUGAACCACUCACGAAACUAAAUUCCCCUAAGGAUUACGGAAAUGACAUUCACUCUCUCGCAGAUCUCCUCAAAUCCUUUUUCCGUGAACUAUCUGAACCUCUCAUUCCAAAUCAACAUUACAACGACUUUAUAGAAGCCGGGAAUGUUGACGACGAAGCUCGUCGGAGAGACGCUGUGCAUCGUGCGAUUAAUGACUUGCCUGAUGCCAACUACUCAACCAUUAGACAUAUUACAAUUCAUUUGGCAAAAAUCAAAGAAAACAGCGAUGUCAACAAAAUGUCUACCAACAAUCUGGCUAUAAUUUGGGGUCCAACCUUACUAAAACAAGCUACCAUCCCAGAAAUAAGCAGUUUCUCUCGUACUAUUGAGAUCCUCAUAGACUACUGUUUCACUAUCUUUGACUAUGACUAACAAGUUAACAAAAACUUAAUAUUUUGGUAAAUCCGCUUCCUUUUUUAAUUCUUUACUCACCAUAUUCACUUUAUUCUUUUAAAGAAGUAAUUACGAUUUCCUCUCUAUUACUUUAAAUAUAUUAUUUUUCUUUUUCAUCAAAACAAAUCUUACUUUUUCUUUUUUUA
Messenger RNA from Schizosaccharomyces cryophilus OY26, 2332 nucleotides. Its product is annotated as rho-type GTPase activating protein Rga7. Gene Ontology annotation, biological process: signal transduction; regulation of GTPase activity. The record is from RefSeq and is a predicted model, not a curated record. NCBI's taxonomy places the organism in Eukaryota, Fungi, Ascomycota, Schizosaccharomycetes, Schizosaccharomycetales, Schizosaccharomycetaceae. Gene Ontology annotation, cellular component: cytoplasm. The transcript has a single exon. Bases 177 to 2165 code for a protein of 662 amino acids.